Symbiodinium natans is the source of this 1134-nucleotide messenger RNA. The record is from the annotation of a GenBank genome assembly. NCBI's taxonomy places the organism in Eukaryota, Dinophyceae, Suessiales, Symbiodiniaceae.
AUGGCUACGGCGCAGCUCCUCGAGCGACCUUCCGGUGGAUCUUCCGCCCCGGCUGGCGCCCACCAUCUUGAACAUCGUUUCUCUCACCCGUGCCGCAGUGGGGACCGCGAUGUCAUCGCGUGGAGUAGGAAAGUAUGGGGACUUAUAAAUCAGCUUUCAAGCUGCGACGGUUUCGAAGAUGUAGACAUUGAGACCAAAGACACGCAGGCACAUCAUGUGCCAUCAGAGGCUGGUGAAGAUGCCUGGAGCUCCCACGCAGAGACGGAGGCUUUGCUGAGAUGGCGAGACAUUAGCCCGUGGCACCCAGGCAACGAAAAGGUACCAGUGGCAGAGAACGCAGUCUGCAGCGAUCCUCACGGCCAUUGCACAAGAAGGCUUUUGGAACAACUGUCUGGCAGGCGAUCACUUCUGGGGAAUGGUGCCAGUUCUGACAGUCAUGAGGCAGCUUCUAGCAUUCCAGAAGAAUCCAAACUCAGCGCGCAGGACGUGGUGGUCACAGUCCUACUUCAUGAUUGCAAGGGUGUUAAGGAGCAGGAACAUGAUAUACUGGCCAGCCAGACAUUGGAAGACUUGAGGGAUGCAUUCUAUUUUGUUGGUGACCUGAUGUACGACGGACCAACAAGGCUUGCGUCUGCGUGUAUGUUUAUUGAUGGCGUGUUUUAUGUUGAUAAGCGGCAAGCAUCGGCUGGUGGAUAUGUGGAUUAUUCCGUGGAGCUGAUUGAGUGGCUGCAAACGCUGAACUUCCCUCUGCGCGAUGCGAAAUCUCGGUCAAUGUCUAUCCGAAUCUGUGACCUGGAGGCCAUUCCUUUUGGAGAACCAUGCUGCUUCAUUAGACAGGGUGACAUCGAACACCAUAUGUAUUUCACUGGUGCCAGGCUCAUCAACCAAAAGGUAGAUUGCCCUCUCCGCGAGGGCUAUCCCUGCUUAAUUUGGAUGCGGAAGUAUCACCGCCGACGCUGUGUUGCCUGUCUUUUGAACUUCGCAUCGUGGGUGGUACUUGACUCAUCGCGCUGCCCGUUCAAUCCAGCUCAUUUCUGCACAUUCUGCUUCAAUCACUUCUCUGAAAAAAGAGAUGGAACUUAUCUGCUACCUGCGGAUUACAAGGCGUUUCCAUAUUUGCACGACGAAGGUUGA